Molecule: messenger RNA, 4146 nt
Organism: Anopheles bellator
Lineage: Eukaryota; Metazoa; Arthropoda; Insecta; Diptera; Culicidae
Gene: Rchy1
Product: RING finger and CHY zinc finger domain-containing protein 1
Exons: 8
Coding region: 442-1926 (494 amino acids)
Biological process (GO): protein ubiquitination; ubiquitin-dependent protein catabolic process
Cellular component (GO): nucleus
Molecular function (GO): zinc ion binding; ubiquitin protein ligase activity
Source: RefSeq, a predicted model, not a curated record
AAAAAUCCUUUCCAAUUUGCAAACCACAAUAUCUGAGCGACAGAGAUUUACAUGUCAUCGUUUAAUCUGUUACAGAAUCCGUGGCGCUAGGCUCAGGAGCGCGGCGCAGUGUCGCGGCGGAGCCCUUCCCUUUGCGCAAGUUCCGAAUGAAGUGUCAAGUGUGUCAGAUGUAAACAUUAUUUCUUGUGAGCGCGUGUGUGUGACGCUGCCACUUGUGACAUGUCAACUCAUUAGUCCUCCGACAAAAUCCCAGUAGGCCUUGAUGUAAGAAACCCAAAAGUAAACAAAAGUUGGGUCAGAAAGAGUCAUUCAUCGUGCUGAUAAAGAUAAACAAAGCUACCACCCACACCCGCUCUCCCCCGGAAGGGACUAACCGACACUGCUCCCCGGGCACUCGACAAACCAUCCCUAGUCCCUUUCGGGGACCCGCAGCCGGACACGAUGGACGGCGGCAAGAAACCGAUCCCAACGGCCAAUAAUGCCAAUAAUGGCGCGGCAGCGAUGACGACGGCCACCGGUGGCGGACAGCAGAACGAGAAACGGGUCGGCUGUGCACACUACAAGCGGCGGGCAAAGUUUGUGACCCCAUGCUGUAACAAGUUCUACAUGUGCCGGUACUGCCACGACGAGAACGAGACGCAUUUCUUCAACCGGAAAACGGUCACCGAGCUGAUCUGCACCGAGUGCAAUACGCGGCAGCGAGUGCAGGCCGAGUGUGAAAAGUGUGGCGUGCGGUUCGGACGGUACACCUGUCUGGUAUGUAAUCUAUUCGACGACGAGGAUCGUAAUCAGUAUCACUGUGAUGGAUGCGGCAUUUGUCGUGUCGGUGGCCGUGGUCGCUUCUUUCACUGCGAAGUAUGCAACAUGUGCCUGCCGCUGCAGCUGAAGUACGAUGGCCAUCGGUGCGUGGAAAAUGUGUCCCGUUCCAACUGUCCCGUCUGCCUGGACGACAUACACACUUCGCGCAUUCCCUGCCACAUUCCGGACUGUGGCCAUCUGCUACAUCGAACGUGUUUCGAGGAGCUGCUCUCAUCCGGUCACUAUGCUUGCCCCACCUGCCAGACAUCGAUGAUGGACAUGAACCAGCUGUGGGAGUUCCUGGACGCGGAGGUAGCUGCAACGCCCAUGCCAAAGGAGUACGAAAACUAUUACGUUGACAUUCUGUGUAAGGAUUGCCAUAAGGAAUCGACGGUAAAGUUCCACGUGGUAGGUCUCAAAUGUACGCAUUGCGGGGCCUACAAUACCUGCCGGACGAAGACGAAACCAAUCGAUGGAACGAGCAAUGGAAGCAGUGGUAGCGGCGCACCAGUACCACUACCACCGCCACGCAUGACCACGACAGCAAUGGCUACGGUAUCGUCGUCGCCGCACACGCUGCCAACAGCGGCCAGUAGCAUUCACAAUGAAAACGGAACGACGUUACGAUUGAAUCACCUGUUGAAUGGUGAAAGUUCUACGACCUCAGUCAUCGAGGGCGGAGGACCUAGUACGUCAACGGCACCGUCGGCUUCUUCCGCGUCGUCCUCCUCAUCAUCAUCGUCCUCCACUGGCUCUGCGUCAUCGUCCUCGACGAUGGUGAGCACUGGCGUGUCGCUCACCGGACAACGGAACGGACUGCUCGCGGCUCAUAAUGGCCCACAAGUAAACGCGACACCCGGCCGGAGCAACACGAACAGUAGCGAUAGCUCCAGCAGCUCUUCCAGCAGUACCAGUGGCCGAAGGCCACCGAACGAUGACGGCGAUGGCGGCGAUGGUGUUAGUGGUGCAACUGCGGUUGAUAGUAAUGGUCCCGUUACCAAUGGAACCACCAGUACCGUGGCCAGCAGCAAUGCUGAUGGGGGUGAAAGCUCUGGCUCGCCACCGAUCUGCGACGAUCGUUCCUCCUCGUUCAAUAGCAAUAGUCACGACGGUGCCGCGCAAAUCUGAGACUAAACUCCCAAUCCAACCAAUCAGAACAGUGUCGUGCGUUCGUGUUCCACAGCGCCCAUUAGGCUAGAAUUGUUUUGCUGCCACCAACACACUCAUGUAACCCCCCCAAACUUCUCUCUAUCUCUCUCUCUCUUCCAGUCUCUCUCUUUCUUGUAGUCCUGUAGUGGCUCCAGGUACCUCUGCCGAUAGGGUAUCAAGCAUUAAACUCAGCGCGAGAAACAAUAGGUUGAGAAGAGGAUGGAAAGUAACGGAGGGGGUUUCACCGGUGUUCAUUCCAAUCAUCGUGCGCACGUUGAACGAAGAAAAGUCGCUUUGUGUUCACCUUAUAUUAGGAUGUGGGAAAAGAAAUGCAUUACCGACCUUGGUCAACAUUGUCAUAUGUAACCCAUUUCUCAUCCCCAGUCACCGUCCCGUUUAAGAAAUGGGUCAAUUUCUUUCCGUUUGGCCGAAACUUCGCAGAUGGAAAUCCGAUCCAUCAUGUUUGGUGUUAAUUGGUGUGGCAUCGAGCUUCGUUUUGAAUCGCACUUUGCGCAAACUGUUUUAUGGUGGAUCUUUCGCUCCUGAACGAUGCUACCGAGAAAACAAUGGAUUUCUUUUUCCCCAACCUUAUAUUUGCUAUAAUAUUAUUACGAAACAUUAUCUGUUGAUUUCUGUUACUGUUAGUGUACGUGUGUACAUUUUACUUUUUCAAGUCCUGCGUCUAUGUCUUUGCGUUGUUAGUUUAUUCUUUUUGCAAUGUUUCCUGUUCCGUAAAAUCUGGCACAACUCCAAAUCUCAACUGUCGCCCCCAUUCUGUCUCUUUGUAUCCUGUGUCUUCGCGGGAACGGGAACCGUGUUAGGUUCGAUCGUAAAAUGCAACUUUCCGUGUUUCCUUUUGGGUACCAAUGUAAGGUUAGACCGUAGAUAUGGUAGACGAAUGGUGGUAGGUGGUCACUCGACAAAUCGCGAGCUCGCACACUAAAUUAUUCUCAGUUGCGCAUCACGUACCCGCUAGCCCUGCGAGACAUUGGCGCCCAUUCUUCUGUGUAUUUAUUUACGUUAAAGCUGGCUGUAGCUGCGUUCGUUCCUGUUGCACCUACAUACAGUAGUGCACCUUGGUUCAGAAACUCGGUCGGUUUUGCUCUGUGCAUAACUUUUUCACAUCUUGCUCCACUUUAUCGAGGCGCACUCAGGCAAGCUCUACCAUCGCUUCGCACCCAACCGUAAACGACCCAUUGCCUAAGUUACACCUUCUUUACCGUAAGUGUAUAUUUUUGUGAUAAAUUCUUCGCGGUCCGCAACGCGUGAUAUUUGGUCAAAGAUGGAAGAUGAAGUUGCGGGACGGAAGAGAGAUGGUUGCGGAUUGAUUGGGCACAAAGUUCAGGCAGGGAAUAUGAUAAAGAAAGAAGGAGUGGUGUAUCUCUCGAUGGAAUUUGCCGGCGGCGUCGCGAGGACAACCCCAAACCGUCAGCUACGUUAGUCUCGUAAUAAUGGUCAGUAGACCUGUUCAAGAAAUUUGAAUGUAUCUUAUAAAAAACAAAAAUACAAAAUAAAAGCAUACAAUUGGAGAGCAGAAAAGACAAACGUUGGCUCAAUUAUGUGUUGGCGGAUGCGGUUGGUGGAUCGAUAGGUUACGAUUACUUGUUAACCGCGGGUGCUCCUUAUUUAGGAAGAUCGUUGUCAGGUGUUUCUAUCGAUUUUUCAAGAUCGGCGAUGGAAGACCUGGUUUUGUGGAUUCCUAGUUAGUUCAAUAGCGUGAAAAAUCGGUUGAGAGAGAGAGGAAAAGUUCACUUUACACAUCGCCCACCACUGGUAGGGUGCGUUAAACAGGGAUUCGAAAGCGAUUAAUGCGAUCAAACUACGUAACUACCGGUCGGACCCGGUUCCGAUGGAACACAGUCAGAGAUAUAAACCGUUGAACGAAAAACGGAAAACAAACCAUUAUGCAAGUAGUAUUAAAAUUGAAACUAGAUUCGAACAUAGUUGCUGGAAGAUUACUAAACCCGUUGGCGCUGUGGUUGGUGCACGGAACGCAAGCGUCACUGAGCCGACCUUGCCAAGGCGUAUUAAUUUAUAGCUUAAAAACUAAUAAACCACACUCAACCACUAAACACGCAGGGAGGGCAAACGAGACUAUCGGCUGGAUGUUGGUGGGGAAAUACAUUUAUUGUAGAACGACUUUUGAACGAGUCCCAUCGCAGUAAUAAUAGUAAAUGAAUGAUGAGAACCGAAAGCGCA